GGUUCAAUUAACACAAAGGUGCAAAUUUUAAAGUCAAUCUCCAUCCAAUCCCACUAUUCAAUUCCGCUAUUCCGAUCAAAUCACAAUCUCAAAAUUUUGACACUGUUUUUCCGUUUGUCCAAUUAAUUUGAGACAAGUUAUCGAUUUUCAGUUGAUCCAAUUCGAUACCAAAUUGGUUUGAUAAUUAAAUAUGACUUCAUUUAUCGGCAAACGGUUAGUAUCUCAAAUGCCUAAUUUAGAGUGAGUUUAGUUGAGUUUGCAAAUAUUUUUUGCGCAGUGAUGACGUCGUUAAAGUGAAUCUUACGUUUAUUAAAUAAAUUAGUGAUUACCAGAUGGACAGACUUGUUACUCUACAAGAGUUUCGGAAAUUUUAAAAGUAACUUCUAGUCAAAAUACUUUAUAUUUCUAUCAAAAAAAAUGAAGAGACAAAUUAAUUCCGUACAUAUUUUACUAGUCGUAUUAUUACACUUUUGUGAAAUGGGGAGGACACAGUUUAUGGAAAAAAGUAGACCAAAUUUUCCAAAAAAUGUGCCCCAUCAAAGUUACACGAAUCACGAAAGAAUACCAAAUUCUUAUCGGAAUAAUAAUCAAAAUUACGAAAAUGUGGCGUGGGUCCAACCAAAAUUACGAGUAGAGGAGAAUAAUACGAAUGAAUUUCAUGGAAGAGAAGAUGCACUUCCGGUGGUUCAGAAAAAUCCGAUCUUUCUUAAAGGACAGGGCAACAGUGGUUUUAUCAAUUUUUGGGGUGAAAAUGGACCUAGAGGAAAAAUGGAUGGGGGUGAAAAUAGUAACGUUAUUUUGGAGAGGGAGGAGGAACCCACGAAGGAAAUUAAGCCUCCGGAAGCCAUGGGAGUUCAAAUGCAUGAAACAAUGUCAACCAAAAACCUGCCUCGCCGACCCGGCCUUCCGAAUGACAUCCCCCUCCCAACAAUUAACAUGACCAACGUCGUAGCAUUACUGGAAUUGGCGAAUAGCGAUCCGAACCCAGAAGAUUUGACGGUCGAGCAGGAAGCCCUCGUUAUUCAGACCUUGUCCCAAGUCGCCACUUUUAUCGGGUUGCAAGACGUACGAGACUGGAUUGGAAUCAUUGCAAUGUCUUUUGUCAUCGGCCCGAUUGCCAUUCCUCUCUUCUUUUUUCCCAUCAUGCUCAUAAUGAUGGGCUCCUUUUUGAUUCCCCUCGUCAUUAAUGGGGCCAACGUAGCGGCUGCCAACGCGGGGGGAGGAGCGGCUCGAAAACGGAAAGAUUUUAAUGAUGGACACCCUUUGGAAAGUUUUUGCACGGAAAUGUUGGCCUGCGAAGCGUCAAAUUUUUUAAGAAAAUCGACAAUGUCGGGUUGGAUGACGAGAGCGUUCAGUCUAACUUCGGUGGAAUGGGCGGGACCAAUUUCGUCCUCAUCUACAAAAUCGGACUCAUCACUUUCAUACACACAGGAAGAAGACUGUGCGAAAUAUAAGUGCAAAAUUCUGCAACCUUUGCAAACCUGGUUUUCCAAGUGGUACUCGUACAUCUUCACGUAUCAGAAUGAUAACACGGCUAAAAGACCGGGGAAACUUUGUGGGAGAAAGUUUAAAAGGAGGUGCAUCCCAACUAAUCAAAAUUAAGCACAAAAACAGGACAAGAUAUGUUGUUAAAUAAUUUAAAGAUGUAAAUAUGCAAAUUUAAUGUAAGUAUGUAAAUUGACCAUCGGACUCGAUGGCGCAUCAUUAAAAUUAUCAAAAUCAAUACGUUUGGAAUCAUUUCUCGCCUCUGGGAAUUUAUUUUAAAAUUCUGAACCACAAAAUUUGCCAUUAGUGAGUUGA
This is a messenger RNA of Folsomia candida, 1800 nucleotides long. RefSeq lists its product as uncharacterized. The transcript has 4 exons. The coding region runs from base 418 to 1602 and encodes 394 amino acids. The record is from RefSeq and is a predicted model, not a curated record. Lineage: Eukaryota; Metazoa; Arthropoda; Collembola; Entomobryomorpha; Isotomidae.